AUGCCCCCUCGGAAAUCCCAAGCGCGAACGUCAGUAACCUCGUCAAGAGCCGGGCGGACCACACGAGCGCGUCCCAACUCGCGCGAUGUGUCUCAGGAUCCCGCGCAGAGCCCAGUGGCUAGUGAGGAAGCGGCAACACCAAUAAGUCAACCUACAUCUCAACCACCAACUGAGGGGUCGCCAGCGCCGAUGUCUCUAGCCGAAUUCAAGGCCUGGGUCAAAUCGGCCCCUAUGAGUGUGCAAAUCCAACGAUACAAGGACUGGAAGCGCAACGGCUCGAAUCAUGAGACAACAUGUCGAGUCUGUUCCCGUGGCGGCACGCUUGAACCCUGCCAUACAUGCAGGCUCGCGUUCCACUCUGACUGCGUGUCUCUCCCGCGACAUGUUUCUCCCGAUGGUUCAACGGCUUCAUAUUGCUCCAUCUGUAUCGAGCGCGGAUGGCACCGCUCUCCGCCCGCAUUGACGCCACCGGCCUCUCCUGUUCUCCGGCCUACCGAUCAACAAAACGUCCCGGCGACGACCGAACAGGCCCCUGCCACGUCAAGCGCGAUAUCGAUUUCCAACCUCGUCAGUCAGACGCUGGGGCCAGACACCCGGCAGCAGCCUUCGCCCCGAUCUCUGCAGCAAUGGCAUCGGGAUACAGUUGAAGACAUUCGCCUUCUCAAUACACUAUCCGAGUCUAUGGCAGUUCCGAAACGCCCACGUGAUACGCUCGCCAGUACAGACGGACAAUCAACCACCGAAACACCGACCCAAAAGCGCCAGCGGAAAUCGCGCUUCGCGACCCUCUCCAAUGAAGUCGAGGGCGCUCUCUCGGUUCUCUACCGCGAACUCGAAUCAGUCACCUCGCUCAAACUCCAGAUCGAGGAGUUGCAAAGCCAGAAGCGUCAGGAUGCACAGCUGAUCAAGCUCCGCGAUAACGAUAUAGCGAUUAUGAGGCGGGAUUUGGAGCAGAGGCGGAGCGCUGUUCUUGAACUCGCACAGCUGCGCGCGUCGAUGUCGCAGUCUGGGGAUUUAAAGAGGGAGGUCGACGAAUUGAGGGCGAGAAAUGCGGUCCUGGAGAAGGAAUUGGAGGAGUCGAAGGCGCAGACGGCUGCGGCGCACGAGAUGGUGAAUACGUGGAAGGGGAAGCUUUCGCAGUUGCUUGAUGCGUAG
Molecule: messenger RNA, 1155 nt
Organism: Aspergillus calidoustus
Lineage: Eukaryota; Fungi; Ascomycota; Eurotiomycetes; Eurotiales; Aspergillaceae
Source: the annotation of a GenBank genome assembly